AUGAGCAACUGUGAUGUGGACGACCCUCAAAUCGGCACUGAUUGCAGAGGAACACAGACUGCAGAAUCUGAGCUGGAUCAAGUCAAGCAAAAAUUAAGCACAGCUGAAGAUACCGUUGUGUACCUUUCCGACAAGAUGAUGACGUACAGGUAUAGAUGGCUUGAGGAAUACUACCGCGCUGAUAACCUCGAGCGUCACAUGCCUUCGGAUGUUUGCCUGCCGAUCGUCCCUCAAAUUGCCGAGGGUGCCCCUUCUCCUGGCCUCUCUCCAGAAUUUUUGGAAUGGGAUUUAGAAGAUGGAGCUUAA
Molecule: messenger RNA, 306 nt
Organism: Suillus fuscotomentosus
Lineage: Eukaryota; Fungi; Basidiomycota; Agaricomycetes; Boletales; Suillaceae
Exons: 3
Coding region: 1-306 (101 amino acids)
Source: RefSeq, a predicted model, not a curated record